Messenger RNA from Penaeus monodon (black tiger shrimp), 4408 nucleotides. RefSeq lists its product as uncharacterized. Lineage: Eukaryota; Metazoa; Arthropoda; Malacostraca; Decapoda; Penaeidae. Gene Ontology annotation, molecular function: nucleic acid binding; aspartic-type endopeptidase activity; zinc ion binding. The record is from RefSeq and is a predicted model, not a curated record. Gene Ontology annotation, biological process: proteolysis.
AUAGAUUAGAACACCCCCAGCAGUGGCGAUUUCAGGACCGCAGAUCUACCGGCGAUCGUUGUGGCCUGGAUACCCCAAACAGCCGAGUGCGGACUCCCCACUAGGGAUCAAGUGGACUCGCCCAGCCGUACGUGACCGAUUCCGACGAGAUGACCUCCGGAAUACCGGUGUAUGCCACCGUGGAGACUUUUUCUCCCGAAGGUGACCCAGUUCAGGUCGGUGUCAGGUGGAAAGCUUGGAUAGAAAGCUUCGUGGAUUAUUUAGCAGUGCUUGAAAUAACAGAGCCAGUAAAGAAAUUAAGGUAUUUGAGGCAUCACCUGGGAAAUAAAACCAAAGAGAUAUGUAAAACAUUUCCUAACUAUAGUAGUUUAGAAACUGAAGCGAUAGUUAGUGCAUUGACCAAGCAUUUCAUACCCCAGGUAAACAUGUUUUAUGAGAGAUUUAAAUUUACAAAUAGUAAGCCAGGGCAUGAUGAAUUGAUAGACUCUUGGGUGACAAGGUUAAAGAAAGCAGCUACCUUGUGUGAAUUUCCUGAUCUAGAAAACAGAAUUAUUGAAGCUAUAUUGAAUCUCACGCCAGACUGCAAAUUUAGAGAAAUAUUAUUAGGAGAAGAUAAUUUAACUCUAGAUAGAUUGAUGAAACUGGCAAGGAUAAAGGAAGCUUCAAAAUCACAGGCUGAUGUUUAUGAAAGAAAAGAGUCUGUGAGUAAGGUACAAGUAGGUAAGGAUAAAAGGUUGCCUGCUUAUGUCCAAAGGAGCAAACAAAGUGAGGUUCCAAACAAAUCUCCUAGACCAAAGCCAAGGACAACAGAUCAUAAGUAUUCUAGUUCACAAAGCUGCCGUAGGUGCGGUAGGGAAAACCAUAGGUCUAAGGAUACUGAUAAAUGUCCAGCUAUGGGCAAGCAGUGUAAUAACUGUAAGAAGUGGAACCAUUUUGCUCAAGUUUGUACAAACAAACGAAUUCAGAAGUCAGGGAAUGUAGUAUAUAAGACUGAGGGCACACAAGAGUUUGACUAUGAUUCUGACAAAGAUUGGGUAUUAUCAAUUAAGUAUCUAAAUGAUAGUAAGAAAAGAAUAUACUUAGAUGUUCAGAUAAAUGGGAAGCCAGUUGUAAUGCAGCUAGAUACCGGGGCAGAUGUCACUAUAUUGCCGGAGUAUAUAGCUAAGACAAUUCCGGGUAUAAAGGUGCAGCCAGCUGAUAAAGGACUGAAAACAUAUGGUUCUCAUGGGUUGACAGUAAUGGGUAUGGCUAAGGUAAAGGUAAAGUACGAAGAUCAAGUGCAUGAUAAUUUACCCUUAUAUGUUGUGAAGGAGAAAGAUGGAUGUCUUUUAGGUUUGCAGUGGCUCGCUCGAGUUAAAUUGAAUUAGCCAAAAGUGUAAACAUGAGAGCUAUAUCAUCCAUAGAUGAAAUUAUCCUAUUAUACACAGAAAUCUUUUCAGAAGGAAUAGGUACAGUUGCAAAUAGCAAAGCAUCAUUGGUACUGAAACCAGAGGCAAAGUUUAUGUCCCCCAGGUAAAUUCCGUUUGCAUUGAAGCCAGCUGUGGAACAGAAAUUCGCAGAUUGGAAGCGGAAGGAACCUGGGAAAGGGUUAACUAUUCGGAUUGGGGUACACCUUUAGUGCCAAUAGCAAAGAGAGAUGGUAGUGUCAGACUUUGUGGAGACUAUAAAGUAACUGUAAAUCCACAAUUGCAGAUUGCACAACAUCCUCUGCCGAAUAUUCAAGACAUGUUAGCUGCCAUAGGAGAUUGUAAAGUAUUUUCAAAGAUUGAUUUAAAAGCAGCAUUUUUACAGUUAAUGAUGGAUGAAGAUUCUCAAAAGAUAUGCACUCUGAGCACUCAUUUAGGACUGUUUACUCCCAAGAGAUGCCUUUUGGAAUAGCAUCGAGCCCAGCUAUUUGGCAGCAAACCAUGGAUAAGAUAUUCCAUGCUCUACCAGGAGUAUUUUGUUUUAUAGAUGACAUUUUGAUUGCAGGUAGGACGAAAACGAACACCUAGAAAGGUUGCUAGCUGUUUUAGAUAGGAUAAAAGAAAAUGGAAUGAAAACACACAAAAGUAAGUGUCAUUUCUUUGUAAACUCUCUGGAGUAUUUAGGUUUCAGGAUUGAUGGUAAAGGUAUUCAUAAGACUGAUGAUAAAGUUAGGGCAGUUAAAUUAGCAAAAGUGCCUGAGGAUGUUAAAGAACUACAGUCGUUUCUAGGGUUGGUAACCUUUUACGGUAAAUUUGUAAAGAAUUUAGCCACCAUUGCUAGUCCACUGUAUAAUUUGACUGCAAAAAAUGUUAAAUGGAAUUGGUCAGUCGAAUGUCAGGAUGCUUUUGACAAAAUAAAAGCUGAAAUCACAGAUGAUACACUUCUGGUACAUUACAACAAAGACAUGCCUAUAAAAUUAGUGUGUGACGCACCACAAGUAAGUUUAGGUGCAGUAUGGCCCACGUUAUGAAAGAUGGAACCGAGAGACCAAUUGCUUUUGCUUCACGAUUGCUAAACAAAGCAGAACGAAGAUAUUCUCAAAUAAAAAAGAAGGAUUGGCAUUAGUAUAUGGCAUUAAGAAGUUCCACAUGUACCUUUAUGGCAGAAAAAGCUUCACGUUAGUAACAGACCAUAAACCAUUAUUAGCUAUUUUGGGACCAAGAAAGAGUCUGCCAGAGUUGGUAGCAGCUCGUCUACAUAGAUGAUCUAUAACUCUAGCCGCCUAUAAUUACGAGAUAGAGUAUAGGUCAACAUCGAAGAUGGGAAAUGCAGAUGCUUUGUCUAGAUUACCGGUUGAUCAGGCCUCGAGUGAGGUAGCAUCAAGCAUUUUGUUAGUAGACGCAUGUGAGUUACCUAUAACAUCAAAGCAAAUUGCAGAUCAAACUAAAAGUGAUCCCUUAUUAUCAAAGGUUUUAGAUGGUCUGACAUCAAAUGAUAAGGAUAUGUUGUCUUUGCAAGAGUACAAGCCAUUUUCAGAGGUAUGGUCUGAAUUAUCGGUGGUACAAGGUUGUAUAUUGAGAAGUAAUAGGGUAGUAAUUCCAGACCGAUUGAAGGGUAAGGUUCUUGCGGAGUUACAUGCCGAACAUCAAGGUAUUGUACGCACAAAAGCGAUUGCUCGUACUUUUGUGUGGUGGCCUGGCAUUGACAAUGACAUCACAAUGUAUGUGAGGGUUGCGCAUUUCAGCAAAACAAUCUAGCUCCUUGUAAAACACAUCCGUGGGAGACACCUAGUACUCCUUGGCAGAGAUUGCAUAUUGAUUUUGCAGGUCCUUUUAGAGGUCACACCUUUCUGAUUGUUGUAGAUUCAUUUAGUAAGUGGCCUGAGGUGAUUCCAAUGACCUCUACAACGGCAUAUAGCACCGUUAGAGUGUUAUUGUCUCUGUUUGCAACACAUGGUAUACCUGAGCAUAUCGUGUCUGACAAUGGUCCUCAAUUUGUUUCAAGUGAGUUUGAGAACUUUUGCAAGGGUAACAACAUCAAACACACCCGUAGUGCUCCUUAUCACCCUGCAACAAAUGGAGAGGCAGAGAGAUUUGUUCAGACAUUCAAGAAUAACAUGAAGUGUAGGGGCAGUAGCAGAUCCAGUAUUACCACUUGUAUAAAUAGGUUCUUGCUAUCAUAUAGAACCACUCCUCAUGCGACCACGGGUUGUUCGCCUUCUUUUCUAUUGAUGGGGAGGAGAGUGAGAUGUAGAUUGGAUUCAUUAAAACCAAAGACAGCGGUUAAUCAAAAGUCUAGAUCUGAGAGUGUAAAGGACUAUAGAGAAUUUAAUGUUGGAGAUAAGGUUUUGAUAAGAUCAUAUAUCUCUUCAGAAGAAAAGUGGGUUGAAGGACAGGUUAUAGAGAAGCUAGGAAAAUUGCAUUAUAAGGUGAUAGACCAAGAUGGUAAGGAAAUGAAAAGGCAUAUUGAUCAACUGAAGCCAUCACAUUUAAACAGGAAGGGUGUAAUCAUAAUUCCUCCUAUGCAAUCACCAGUACAGGAUCUGUCAAAACAUCAGGAAAAUAAAGAAGUAAAGGUAGACCUUUCUCAGAAGCCUAUGAAGAAAGAGCUUCCACAAAGGUCCACCAGAAAUAAAAUUCCCGCUAGAUAUGCUGACCAGUAUAUUUUAACUGGAAAAUGGUAACUGUAUGAAGUGUAAUCAGGCUAUUGUGAUAUUGUGAUAUUUGAUAAUAUGUACUUAAUUCAUGUGCUUUUAUGCUUUUUUAUUAGUAGUAAUAUCUUCCAUAAGGGGGAAGGAAGUGAUAUGUAUUUACAAACACUAAAUUAUAUAUGUUAUUAACACUAAAGUUCUUAUGCAGAAAUUGUUAGGCGUUGUUUGAUAUAUGUAUGUGAUACCCCUUGUAACGACCUGUGAUCCGUUUUCUAUGACCCGUUAUAUGUAUGCCCUAGCGGCGAUGUAUGUAAACUCUUCUUGGCUGAGCAACAAUAAAAAUUAAACGUA